CAGUGAGAGAGAUAGCAAAGCAAGGCCCCCCCGCGAGGGAAGCGUGAGAGAGAGACGCAGCAACUACGGCGUUCUCCGCCUCCUCGUGCAGGAGAGCACGUAUUCUGUCCACCCCACGCGGUCACUGCACCCCAGCGUCACCUUUUCCCGUUGCUCUUCUGCAACAUCCCAUCACUGCAUUGCUUGGUAUUGUAUCACGCUUGCGAGGCGUCACAUUGUAUCGGUCGUACUGAUCCUGGGCUGACGGCGAGGAGAAAAUUCGCGUUUUAGUAUCGAUUGGUGGUUGUUUGUUUGUUUUGACAAUUUUGGUUUUUGAGAGUUGGGUUGGUCGGAAAGAAGGGGUGUUGGUGGUAUCCGCGCGUCAUGGGGUUGAUGGAAACGUUGGUGAAGCAUCCGGACGAGAUUCGGCCGCUGGUGAAGCUGAAGGUCGAUGCAAUGCGGGCGCAGCGGGCCAUCCCCAAGGACCCCUACUUGGCGUUCUGCUACCGUAUGCUCAUGCGCGUCUCCCGCAGCUUUUCUAUUGUUAUUCAGCAGCUGAGGACCGAGCUUCGUGAUGCUGUUUGUGUGUUCUAUUUGGUGUUGAGAGGCCUGGAUACAAUCGAGGACGACAUGGCAAUUCCAAUAGACAUCAAGGUCCCCAUCCUCAAGUCGUUUCACGAGCAUAUUUAUGACCCUUCGUGGAAGUUCGUUUGUGGUGAGAAGGAUUACAAGGAGUUGAUGAACAAAUUCGAAUGUGUGUCGAAUGCCUUCUUGAAUCUUGACGAGGGGUAUCAACGUGUGAUUGCUGAAAUGACAAACCGGAUGGGAGUUGGCAUGGCUAAGUUUAUUGAGACUGAGGUGUGUGCUAUGUUCGGAAUCUGUGAAAAUGAGAUUCCUGCACCUCGAAUGUUCUGGCCACAUGAAAUCUGGGGCAAAUUUGGAACUAGACUGGAGGACUUCAAGCUUGAGGAAAACUCAGAAAAUGCUGUGCGGUGCCUGAAUGCAAUGAUUACAAAUGCUCUAACGCACGCAACAGACUGCCUCAAAUACAUAGAAGCAAAUAAAGAUGAAUCUAAUCUUCGAUUUUGUGCCAUUCCCCAGAUUAUGGCGAUUGGAACCCUUGCAGAGUGCUACAAUAAUAUUAACGUCUUCAGGGGAGUUGUAAAGAUUAGGCGAGGAAUAACCGCCAAGGUUAUGCAGACUAAGACAAUAUCCGACGUGUAUGGAACUUUCUUUGAUUUCUCCAGAAAGAUUGCUGAGAAGAUUGGUGAGAAUGAUGAUUCAGCAUCAGCGACUCGCAAACAUAUCGAAGACAUACAGGAGUACUGUGAAUCUCACUUACUUGAAACGCGCGUAUAUUCCAUAGAUCAAGAAUACGGACUAGACAUCUUAGUGUUUCUUGUGGUUUUCUCGCUCUUGAGCGCCAUGGUCUACAUGCUUUACAAUCACUGGUAGGAAUACCAGGUUUGGGACACUACUGGGUCCAGGGUAGUUCAAACUCAUCUCAAGAAUUUCAUUUGUCGUCCCCACAGGAGUUGUUAUCCAUUUCGUAAUUGUGAGAUACGGUAGGUGCACUCUGCCUGUAGGAGUAUUCCGUUCUCGGUAAAACUCAUUUUGAUGAAUGAUUAUUUAGGAGCAUCUUAUUUUUCACGAUGAGACAGUAUUCAUCAUCUAUCUAAUAUUUGGAUCAUGCAUAAAUACUUUGAUGAAACUAAUGUGGAGUUUGAAAUUUACGUGUAAUUUUAGGAUCAUUAAGUAGUUUUAUUUUCUUUCAGGUACUUUUUUCCCAAUAAUUUUCAAUAAGAAGGCAUUUCGGAUGAUUGUCUUUGAAUAGUUCUUUUCUAUAA
Molecule: messenger RNA, 1826 nt
Organism: Physcomitrium patens
Lineage: Eukaryota; Viridiplantae; Streptophyta; Bryopsida; Funariales; Funariaceae
Source: RefSeq, a predicted model, not a curated record